Messenger RNA from Brassica napus (rape), 1551 nucleotides. RefSeq lists its product as uncharacterized. The coding region runs from base 1 to 1551 and encodes 516 amino acids. The record is from RefSeq and is a predicted model, not a curated record. Lineage: Eukaryota; Viridiplantae; Streptophyta; Magnoliopsida; Brassicales; Brassicaceae. Gene Ontology annotation, molecular function: zinc ion binding; nucleic acid binding. The transcript has 2 exons.
AUGGCGCCCAGGAAGAGAGUUAUUCGUACUCAGACUGCCAGAGUUGCUAGAGAGGCUGAGGAUGAGCAUGUCCAGCCUGCAGUUCCGCAGCAGGCGGCUCCGCCUAUUGAUCAGGAUGCUUUGAGACAUAUGGUUCAGGAUGCGGCUAGGCAGGCUGCACAGGAGACAGUCCAGCAAGCUGCCCAGGAGGCUGCCCGAAUAGCUGCUCAGGAGGUUGCCAGACAGAUGGCUGCAGUACAGCAGGGUCCGCAGAUUCGCAUGCAGCAGGCUCCACCAGUUCAGGUUCAGCAUUAUCAUCAGGUUCCACAUCAGCCGGCUCCAGUCCAGCAGUACCCUCAGGUUCCUGUUCAGCCGGUUCCAGGAGUUUUUCAGGUUCCACCGCCGCCACCUGCUUUCCCAGUUCAGGUGCCCGAGGUUGAUGAGACAUUUAUCAGGGUGUUGGGACAGAUGAAGUAUGUGAGUUUGGAGCAUUUCACUGGAACGACGGAACCUACAGUUGCUCACGAUUGGAAGCACAAUUUGGAUAAGUGUUUGAAGACCAUCUCGUGCCCACCAAGGCUCAAGCUAAACAUCGCUGAGUUGUAUUUGCGCGGAGAUGCAUCAAUCUGGUGGGAUGGAGUGAGAUUGAUGCACCGUGGCGAGCUGACAUAUGAUGAUUUUCUUUACGCGUUCAACAAGAAGUAUUUUCCGAGGGAAGCUUUGCAUGAGAAGAAGAAUGAUUUCGAGCAUUUGAGGCAGGGUGCAAAGUCUGUCAGGGAGUAUGAGCGGGAGUUUAACCAGCUCCGCAGAUUUGUGGGUAACAACAUAGAUGAGGAGGAUCUGAUCAGGAGGUUCUUAGAUGGGAUGCGAGUAGAGCUUCGUGGUAGGUGCAGUGUGGUUACCUACACCAGUUUGGAGGAUCUGGUAGAGAAGGCGGCUGUGCAGGAGAAAUGUAUGGGUGAGGAGCAGAAGUUCUCCAAAGCAGUUCAGCCUAAGGCAGGAGGGGCUUCGGGGUCGCAGAAGAGGCCUUGGGAGCAGACUGUAGCACCCCGUUGUGGGCGUUGUCGUCGCCAGCAUUUUGGAGAGUGUCUCCAGUGCUUUAACUGUGGUCUGGUUGGGCAUAUCUCGAAGAAUUGUAGGAAGCCGCCACGUACUCAGGUUGCAGCGCCAGCAGCAGCAGUAGCACCAGCAGUGGCAGCGAGGAACUGUUACGGCUGCAACCAGCCGGGUCACAUCUACAGAGAUUGUCCGAGGAGAGGCAAUGCAGCGCUUCCACCACCACCGAAGCGUCCAGCCAUCGCUCCACGGGUCUUUACAGUUGGAGAUCCCCAGGGAGUUGAACCGAUAGCGGGAUCGGUUUCGGUUGGAGGAAAGUCAGCUCACACUUUAUUCGACACGGGAGCCUCUAAUAGUUUUGUGAGUCCACGCUUAGCCCAGUCUUGGCCUUUUCGGGGUGUCUUCGAACCGAAGGCUAAGAAGAUUCAGACUGCCGGCACGGAGAAGUUGGGAGCAGUCGGCAUUCAUCGCAAUGUACCAGUUUUCUUGGAGGAGUUGAGUUUCUCGGAGAUUUGA